Ipomoea nil (Japanese morning glory) is the source of this 1776-nucleotide messenger RNA. RefSeq names its product WD repeat-containing protein wdr-5.1. Bases 105 to 1556 code for a protein of 483 amino acids. The transcript has a single exon. The record is from RefSeq and is a predicted model, not a curated record. Gene Ontology annotation, molecular function: protein binding. Lineage: Eukaryota; Viridiplantae; Streptophyta; Magnoliopsida; Solanales; Convolvulaceae.
AACCAAUCAACCCUUUCUAUCCGGCAAAACUUCCCGGACUUCCGAUCCCAACUGCCUUUCUAUAUAUACCCUCAUUCACUACAUUCAAUUCCCACGUACAAUUAAUGGCAAAGAGAAAGAACAAAGGUCUAACGUUGUUGUUGUCGGAGAGAAGUAUGCAUAGCGGCGGCCAUGUACGUUCAAGGUCAUGCGCUCUACCGCACUUCCACCACCACGAAUUUCCGGCAGGAAACAAAGACGAUUCAUCGUCGCCUAGUAGCGGCACCAACUCCUUAACCUCAAGCCCGUCCCGCAGUUUCAAUCACAGCAACGGAAACGGAAACGGAAACUUCUCCGGCGGCAGUCCUAACAGCGACGAGUACUCCCCCGGCGGGAACCUCUCCAUCGGCUCCCCAUACGUCAGGUCCCCGUGGGUCCACCACCGCCAGCGUGUCCGCUCGCCCCGCUCGCCCGGCGACGAAACCAAUGAGAAUUAUUCCCGCCGCAAAACACGCAACGGCCUCAUCGGAUCACUUGUCCGAGAAGAAGGUCAUGUUUAUUCCUUAGCUGCCGCCGGCGACCUGUUAUAUACCGGGUCGGAUAGCAAGAACAUCCGGGUUUGGAAAAACUCGAAGGAAUAUGCCGGAUUCAAGUCUAGCAGCGGGCUGGUUAAAGCCAUUGUUGUGUUGGGUGACAAGAUUUUCACCGGCCACCAAGACGGCAAGAUCAGAAUCUGGAAAUUCUUGGGAGAUGAGAAGAAAGCGUAUAAGCGGCAUGGGAGUUUACCCACCACUAAAGAUUACUUCAAGACCGCCAUUAACCCCAAAGCUUACGUUGAAGUUAAACCAAAGAAGAACGUUCCAUGGCUGAAGCAUUACGACGCCGUUUCCUGCAUGAGCUUGGAUGAAGAACGGGGUUUACUGUACUCCGGUUCUUGGGAUAAAACGCUGAAAGUCUGGAGACUAUCCGAUUCCAAAUGCAUCGAAUCCAUCACCGCCCACGACGACGCGAUAAACGCGGUGGCGGUCGGGUUCGACGGCCUGGUUUUCACGGGCUCCGCCGACGGGACGGUGAAAGCGUGGCGGAGGGAAAUGGUGGGCCCGACCACGACCAAGCACGUGCUGGUGGACACGUUGUUGAAGCAGGACAAUGCGGUGACGUCGCUGGCGGUCAACGCCGCCGCGGCGACGGUUUACGCCGGGUCGUCCGACGGGCUGGUUAACUUCUGGGAGCUGGAGAAGAAUGACAUGGUGUUCGGAGGAGUGCUCCGGGGCCACAAACUCGCCGUGCUCUGCCUCGCCGCCGCCGGGAGCCUGGUGCUGAGCGGAUCGGCGGACAAGAGUAUCUGCGUCUGGAGGAGAGAGGACGGUGGGAUCCACACGUGCGUCUCGGUGCUGACGGGUCACAGCGGCCCAGUCAAAUGCUUGGCCGUGGAAGAGGAUCACGGCGGCGACGAUGAUGACAACUACGAUGAUCAGCCGUUGAAAAGAGGUGAUCGACGGUGGAGAGUGUACAGUGGAAGUCUAGACAAGUCGGUGAAGAUUUGGAGGCUGCCGGAACACGCACCGGAUUAUUAGAAAGUUUAUAUAUGUAUGUGAGUUUUUGCAUUUGAAUUUUUGGUUUUAAUCGCCUGAAAAAUAACUGUAAAACCCAACAUAACAGUUGUUUUUGGUUGUUUUGGGUUUGUAACUACUGCUGGUUGUUAGUAACGGUAAAAACUAAUAAACCAGUCAAAUAUUAGCCGUUUAUGUAUAAUGUAUGCAAAUUUAAAUCAAAGUUAUAGUGGAUUGUCUGUAA